AUGGCCACUGAUUAUUUUCUUCAUUGUCCACGAAAUUUUCAAUGGUACCACUGGAAUUCUGCCAGUAAUAAUCCUUGUUCUACUAACAAAGAGGAGUGGAUUAAAUAUGCGGAUAUUGACAAUGAAAUAAUUGAAGAUGCAUAUCAAGAGAAGAAAGACAUGGUGGAAAUUGAUGGUGAAUUUGUAUUGGACAUUAAAAAUAUGGUUCAAGUUACAUCAAACACGCAGCAAACUCAAAUUAAACGUGUUCAACUUGAUCAAGGUCGUAGGAAUCCGUAUUUACGCGAAGAACGCUUCACAUCCUUCCCAGUAGUAGUAACAACAUUCACUCCACUAACGACACCGAUGAAUGAUGAUGAAGACUUAGCUGUUAAUAAUGACGAUGUACUACCACUUCUGCGGUCAUCAGAUAUUGUUGGUGCUUAUAUUGUUCAAGAAGUAAAGAAAAAUAAUAAAACAAUAACUAAUAUCAUUGACGAUGCAGCUGAAGGAAUUAUCGAAGAAGGAAGACCACUCGGCAAUCUGCAUGAAGCAGAAUGGCUAGCUCAAAAACUGUUGAACCUUAUACAAUCAGGUGCAGCUUCGAGAGCAGAGGAUACUACACACCGCCCUCCGCCAAUAGUUGGUCAGACAGCCGUGCAUCUCUAUACCAGAAAUUCAUUCUGGUACAAAUUACUGAAUCAUGUCCUUCGUAAUCCUCAAAUGAUUACCAAAAAACAGGUGAAAACAAUGGGUUCAUUCUUGUAUCUUCUCAAUAUGUAUUUUGAUGGAGGAUUCAGAAGCGACGACUUCUCAACUGUUUACCGUGGAUUGAAUCUUACUGAUGAAGAAAGAGAAGAAUUUAUUAACAAAGAAGACGGUAUCAUUGAAUUUAAAGCUUUCACUUCAACUAGUAAAAAUCGAGAAUUGGCAGAAUUGUUUGGGAAUACACUUCUUAUUAUUGAUCUAUCACCGGAACUUACGAGUUGGAGAACACGUUUGAUGAAUGGGAAACGAUAUUCUGGUGCCGAUGUUUCUAACGUAUCAAACUUUCCUGACGAAGAAGAAUUUCUUAUAUGCCCACGGAGAGAAAAAUUAAAAUUCGUCAAAUAUGAAUACGACUUCAAUAAACAAAAACACGUCAUUUAUAUUAAAUAUUUAGAUACUUGGAAGGUUCCACCAGAAUUCUCCCGCGGUGUACAGAAAUGCGACCAGCCAAGCUAA
This is a messenger RNA of Rotaria sp. Silwood1, 1203 nucleotides long. The record is from the annotation of a GenBank genome assembly. NCBI's taxonomy places the organism in Eukaryota, Metazoa, Rotifera, Eurotatoria, Philodinida, Philodinidae.